Myxocyprinus asiaticus (Chinese sucker) is the source of this 2095-nucleotide messenger RNA. RefSeq names its product plasma membrane ascorbate-dependent reductase CYBRD1. The coding region runs from base 64 to 906 and encodes 280 amino acids. Gene Ontology annotation, molecular function: oxidoreductase activity. Gene Ontology annotation, cellular component: lysosomal membrane. The record is from RefSeq and is a predicted model, not a curated record. NCBI's taxonomy places the organism in Eukaryota, Metazoa, Chordata, Actinopteri, Cypriniformes, Catostomidae. The transcript has 4 exons.
UCUGAGCCAGCCCCCUGUCCGACGUGUCUUCUUCUGUCCGUUCCUCUGCUGAAGUGUGAUCACAUGAGUGUACUUCACACUGCGAUGAUGGAGAAGUACAAGCUGUUUCUCGUUUUCUUCAUUCUGGCCUUAGCAGUCGGGUUUGUGUCGAUUGCAUUCGUUUUAACGUGGGUUUUGCAUUAUCGAGAGGGACUCGGAUGGGACGGAGAAGCGGCGGAGUUCAACUGGCACCCGUUACUGAUGGUGAUCGGCUUGAUUUUUCUUCAGGGAAUCGCAAUUGUGGUGUACAGGCUGCCAUGGACUUGGAAGUGCAGUAAGCAGAUGAUGAAGUUCAUCCACGCAGGGCUGAAUAUUCUCGCCUUCAUCCUGGCGGUCAUUUCUGUGGUGGCUGUGUUUGAUUUUCACAAUGCAAAGAAUAUUCCCAACAUGUACAGCCUGCACAGCUGGGUGGGUCUGGCUGUUGUCAUACUCUACCCAGUACAGAUAGUUAUGGGUGUCACUGUCUACCUGAUACCUGUGACUUCAAUGUACAUUCGUGCUGCUCUAAUGCCAUUACACAUCUACAGUGGCCUCUUCAUCUUUACCAGUGUGAUCGCCACAGCUUUAAUGGGCAUCACAGAGAAACUCAUAUUUACCCUGAAAGACCCAGGUUAUAAGGACUCUCCACCAGAGGCCAUUUUGGUUAAUGUUCUUGGGCUUCUCAUUGCUACGUUUGGUGCUCUUGUCCUUUGGAUUGCUACUCGCCCGUCUUGGAAGAGGCCAAGGGAACAAAUCACACAAACCCUGCGCAGUGACAGCACAAGCCCAGAGGACAUCAAAGUGGGCACUGCCAUAAGCAUGAGAUCUGACCCAGAGUCCAGUGCUGAGACACGCAGACGCAGCGGAAAAACAGAAGAAUCUGGAUGAAACGCCUAAUGUAAACAAGAUCCGAAACAAAUCUAUGGAUUUAAACAAAUAUCAUCUCAAAGCAAAAAUGUAUUUUCCAAACAUAAAAGCUUCAUACAACACUAAGUAUGACCUUAUUACCAAUGAUAGCCUUUUUGUUAUUGUGGAAGUCAAAUUUAUUUUGAGUCUAUGAAGGAAUUUUAGUCUGAUGUUUGUACUGUAAUGUUUAGAAAGGUGACAGGGGUUCUGCUGUGUAUAAUAUUUAAAGCUCAAACUUGUAUUUUUUAGGUAUUUCAAAGUAUUUGCACUAUAUCAACAUUCAACACACUGUAUUCCAUUAUUACAGUAAGACUAUACUGCAUUAUUAAAGUCAUAACUUGCAGUGUUUAUAUUAAUCAUUGUCCAUUUGUAUAAACUGUCAAGAUGUUCACAAUUGUGCUGGAUAGUGUGAUUUAAUUUGCUAUUUGAAGGGACAUUUUGCAUUUCUGUAAAACUUGUACCAUUUUGUAUAUCUGCGAAGCAUAUCAAAACCAAGAUUUGUACUUCAUUUUUAUUAGCAAAAUUGUUUAUCAUUUGACAUAGAUGCUUUAUUAACAAAACCACUCAAAAUCAAAAGUCCACUCAGUGGGGCCUGGGUAGCUCAGUGAUAAAGAUGCUGGCUACCACCCCUGGAGUUCGCUGGUUCGCUCUCGGUGGGGCGUGUGGUGAGUUGUGCGUGGAUGCAAUGAAGCCUCCACACGCGUUAUGUCUCCGCGGUAACGCGCUCAACAAGCCACAUGAUAAGAUGCGUGGGUUGACGGUCUCAGACGCGGAGGCAGCUGAGAUUCGUCCUCCACCACCCGGACUGAGACGAGUCACUAUGCCACCACGAGGACUUAGAGCGCAUUGGGAAUUGGGCAUUAUAAAUUGGGGAGGAGGAGGGAGAGCGCAAGUGCACUCACUUCUGUCUUUGUGUCAUCUUGGAUUUACACUGACACCUAGUGGCUUGGAUGCAGCAUCAUUUAAAAUGAAUAGUUUUCAGUUUCAGAUGUCAUUGUAGAAAUGUAGUAUUCACAGUCAGUCAUGAUUACUUUAAUCAAUGAGUGAAAGUGUCCAAUAACAGGACGAUUACUGAGAUUAAGUGAGUAGUAUUCGGCUGGUCAUGUGAUUCUAACAUGGUAGCCCCCAUGUGUGGACCCUCUCCAUGUAGAAUAAAACAGCUUUUAUAAGA